Messenger RNA from Lactuca saligna, 651 nucleotides. NCBI's taxonomy places the organism in Eukaryota, Viridiplantae, Streptophyta, Magnoliopsida, Asterales, Asteraceae. The record is from the annotation of a GenBank genome assembly.
AUGGCGUUAUCAACACCGAUUCUGAUGUCUCAACCUCAAUUCCAACCGUCGUUCUUCACAAAGAGCAACAACCAAGUUACUCCCUCACCCGUAUCCAUCGUAAUCAGAAACAGAAUACAGAUGGUGGUUCCUCAAAGUCAAAGGUAUAUCAUAACCGUCAAGGCCAUGGCCGGUGGUGGACUAUACUCUGCUCAGCAAUUCGAACUCACUCCCCAAAACGUCGAUACCGUUCUCGAUGACGUGAGGCCAUACCUCAUUGCCGAUGGCGGAAACGUGGACGUUGUAUCCGUUGAAGAUGGCAUCGUUUCUCUUAAGCUACAAGGGGCGUGUGGGAGCUGUCCAAGCUCAACAACAACCAUGAAGAUGGGGAUCGAAAGAGUGCUGAAAGAAAAAUUCGGAGAGGCUGUGAAGGAUAUCGUUCAAGUUUUUGAUGAAGAAGCUGCUGCAACAAGCGUUGAGGCAGUGAAUGGGCAUCUUGAAAUACUGAGACCAGCCAUAGCCAACUUUGGUGGAAGUGUGGAGGUGCUGUCAGUGUCUGUGGAAGGUGGGGAAUGCGUUGUGAAGUAUACUGGGCCUGAUUCAAUUGGAUCAGGAAUCAAAGCAGCAAUCAAGGAGAAGUUUCCAGACAUCCAGAAUGUCUUCUUCACAUAG